AAUUCUCCACGACUAUAUAUGAGCAUUUCAAAACCCUAACCAUAGUCUUUCUUAUUCUCUGCUCACCGCCAGAAGCCAACCGAGGAGAUCAAAGAACAGCCGCAGCCAUGGGUAAGGUUCACGGAUCUCUAGCUCGUGCCGGUAAGGUGAGAGGCCAAACUCCUAAAGUGGCAAAGCAAGACAAGAAGAAGAAGCCCCGCGGCCGCGCUUACAAGAGGAUGCAAUACAACCGCCGUUUCGUCACCGCAGUGGUUGGAUUUGGCAAAAAGAGGGGACCUAACUCAUCUGAGAAGUAAGAACUGUGAAGGUGAAGAAGGCAAGAAUUUGCUAGCUUUGAUGGAUUAAUUAAGUCUUGGUUUUUUUGUAAUGUUUUGUGAUACUUAUUUUUAGCUACUGGUGUCAAGGAUUGAGAUGAACUUUCAUUUUGUUAGCUAGAGAUGAUGAUGUGAUUUUGUCAUUAAUUAUGUUAAUUUUUGGUUUAUUAUGA
Messenger RNA from Theobroma cacao (cacao), 487 nucleotides. RefSeq names its product small ribosomal subunit protein eS30z/eS30y/eS30x-like. Gene Ontology annotation, molecular function: structural constituent of ribosome. Gene Ontology annotation, cellular component: ribosome; cytosolic small ribosomal subunit. The record is from RefSeq and is a predicted model, not a curated record. Gene Ontology annotation, biological process: translation. Lineage: Eukaryota; Viridiplantae; Streptophyta; Magnoliopsida; Malvales; Malvaceae.